Molecule: messenger RNA, 1292 nt
Organism: Sorex araneus (European shrew)
Lineage: Eukaryota; Metazoa; Chordata; Mammalia; Eulipotyphla; Soricidae
Gene: SPI1
Product: Spi-1 proto-oncogene
Exons: 5
Coding region: 177-1022 (281 amino acids)
Biological process (GO): regulation of transcription by RNA polymerase II; cell differentiation
Cellular component (GO): nucleus
Molecular function (GO): DNA-binding transcription factor activity, RNA polymerase II-specific; sequence-specific DNA binding
Source: RefSeq, a predicted model, not a curated record
CGGCUCUGCAAUGUCGAGGGAGGGGGCUCCCGUAGGACCGUAGGACUCAGGGGACCGGCCCGUGCCCUGCGCCCGCCCCGAGUCCGUCCAGCCCCCCGACGGGGUGCCCCAGCCCAAGGGGCUCCACACUGGCCCCCACCGAGGCUGGGGACCUGAGCGCCUGGGAGCUCGGCUGGAUGGUACAGACUUGCAAAAUGGAAGGGUUUCCCCUCGUCCCCCCUCAGUCGGAAGACCUGGUGCCCUACGAGACGGACCUGUACCAGCGGCAGUCGCACGAGUAUUACCAGUACCUCAGCAGCGAUGGGGAGAGCCACAGCGACCCCUAUCCCGGGCUGACCCCGCCGCCCCCCGCAGACCAUUACUGGGAUUUCCACCCGCACCACGUGCACAGCGAGUUCGAGAGCUUCGCCGAGAACCACUUCACGGAGCUGCAGAGCGUGCAGGCCCCGCAGCUGCAGCAGCUGUACCGCCACAUGGAGCUGGAGCAGAUGCAUGUGCUGGACACCCCCAUGGCGGCCGCGCCCCCCAGCCUCGGCCACCAGGUCCCCUACUUACCCCGGAUGUGCCUCCCGUACCCCUCCCUGUCCCCGGCCCCGCCCAGCUCCGACGAGGAGGGGGAGCGGCAGAGCCCCCCACUGGAAGUGUCUGACGGGGAGGUGGAUGGACUGGAACCCGGACCGGGCCUCCUGCACGGAGAGACAGGCAGCAAGAAGAAGAUCCGUCUGUACCAGUUCCUGCUGGAGCUGCUCCGCAACGGCGACAUGAAGGACAGCAUCUGGUGGGUGGACAAGGACAAGGGCACCUUCCAGUUCUCGUCCAAGCACAAGGAGGCGCUGGCCCACCGCUGGGGCGUCCAGAAGGGCAACCGCAAGAAGAUGACGUACCAGAAGAUGGCCAGGGCGCUGCGCAACUACGGCAAGACGGGCGAGGUGAAGAAGGUGAAGAAGAAGCUCACCUACCAGUUCAGCGGCGAGGUGCUGGGCCGCGGGGGCCUGGCCGAGCGCCGCCACCCGCCCCACUGAGCCGGGCCCGCCCGCCCGCCCGCCCGGCCUCCCUGCUGGCAUAGCAUUAACCCCUCGCCCUGCCCGGGGGCCCAGCGCAGGACUGUGGUGGCCAGGCUGCACCCCGCCGUCCUGCUUCAGCUCCCGCCUGGACUCCAGCCCUGGGCAGCCUGGCUUGACGGGCGCGGGCUGUGCCCGGGCGCUGGCGGACGUGGAGUCCGUGUACAGUGGACCCUUCUCGUCAAGCCCCCCACCCCGCGCCCCGGCACCCACAUCAUUAAAGUUAUUCUC